Amorphotheca resinae ATCC 22711 is the source of this 898-nucleotide messenger RNA. RefSeq lists its product as hypothetical. Gene Ontology annotation, molecular function: oxidoreductase activity, acting on the CH-OH group of donors, NAD or NADP as acceptor. NCBI's taxonomy places the organism in Eukaryota, Fungi, Ascomycota, Leotiomycetes, Helotiales, Amorphothecaceae. The record is from RefSeq and is a predicted model, not a curated record. Bases 1 to 795 code for a protein of 264 amino acids. The transcript has 3 exons.
AUGGCAACUCCAGAAUCAACAAAGAUGUUUUCCUUGGAAGGACAGACAGCACUGGUAACCGGCGGAACCAGAGGCAUCGGCCAAGCUGCUGCAAUUGCGUUGGCAGAAGCGGGAGCAGAUAUAAUACUGAUACAGCGUGACCAUACCCAAACAGCCACUUUAAAAGCUAUUGAGGCUGUUGGAAGAAAGGCUUUUAUCUACACCGCAGAUCUAGCAUCACAAGAGCAAGUCGCUGCUCUGACCCCUACAAUUUUAAAGGACGGGCACAAGAUCAAUAUUCUGAUCAAUUGCGCUGGAAUUCAACGUCGCCAUCCCAGCGCCCAGUUUCCAGAUAAUGACUGGAACGAGGUUCUCCAAGUAAAUCUCUCUACGGUCUUCACACUCUGCCGCGAUGUGGGCGCACAUAUGCUCACACUCGAACCCUCUCCUUCCACCGGCCGCCGUGGAAGCGUCAUCAACUUUGCCAGUCUGCUCUCCUUCCAGGGUGGAUUCACCGUGCCCGCCUAUGCUGCUUCCAAGGGCGCUGUGGCGCAGCUGACAAAGGCAUUGGCAAACGAAUGGACAUCGAAGGGAAUAACUGUGAAUGCCAUUGCUCCGGGAUAUAUUGAGACGGACAUGAAUACUGCUCUCCUGGCAGACGAAGGGAGACUGAGGAGUAUCAGUGAGCGGAUCCCCGCUGGACGGUGGGGCGUCCCGGACGACUUCAAGGGUAGUGUGGUCUUUCUGGCGAGUAAGUCGAGUGCGUAUGUUUCAGGACAUGUGCUGGUUGUCGAUGGUGGUUGGAUGGGAAGGUGAUUGAGGGUAUGGAUAGACCUUGAAUAGACUUUGGAUACAGGGCUCAGCUGUUGAAACAUUGCCACUUUCUAAAGCCUUCGUUGAGCAAUUAGCAUCAGAACCC